Messenger RNA from Pipistrellus nathusii (Nathusius's pipistrelle), 1632 nucleotides. The record is from the annotation of a GenBank genome assembly. Lineage: Eukaryota; Metazoa; Chordata; Mammalia; Chiroptera; Vespertilionidae.
AUGGUGCCCCGUCUGGCCCCCAGGUGGCCUGUGUCGCUCUUCCAGUGGCGAGUAGCCUGCACUCCUGGAGCCUUCGUGCAGCAGAGGACAUGGGCAGGGGCAUCCCGAACCCCCUCGUGGGGCAGACUUCAUGGAGUCGCAAGCAUUAGCCCCCGGGUCCGCAGAGGCAGCUCCUCCGCGUCCUCCCAAGCCCCUGAGGUGGUGCUGACCUGCGAGCGCUACCCCGUGCGGCGGCUGCCCUUCUCCACGGUGUCUGAGGAAGACCUGGCCGCCUUUGAGCACAUCGUUCCCAGGAGGGUCAUCACAGACCCAGAGGAGCUGGAGGCUUCGAAUGUGGACUGGCUGAGAACCAUGCGCGGCUGUAGCAAGGUGCUGCUGAAGCCCCGGACUUCGGAGGAGGUGUCUCACAUCCUCAGGUACUGUCAUGAGAAGAACCUGGCCGUGAACACCCAAGGGGGCAACACGGGCCUGGUGGGGGGCAGUGUCCCUGUCUUUGAUGAGAUCAUCCUGUCUACUGCCCUCAUGAACCAGAUCAUCAGCUUUCAGGACAUAUCUGGGAUCCUGGUUUGCCAGGCGGGGUGCAUUUUGGAGGAGCUGAACCGGUACGUGGAGGAGCGGGACUUCAUCAUGCCCCUGGAUCUGGGAGCGAAGGGCAGCUGCCACAUCGGCGGUAACCUGGCAACCAACGCAGGCGGUCUGCGGUUUCUGAGAUAUGGUUCUCUGCGUGGGACUGUCCUGGGCCUGGAAGUGGUGCUUGCUGAUGGCACCAUCCUGAACUGCCUCACCUCCCUGCGGAAGGACAACACAGGCUAUGACCUGAAGCAGCUCUUCAUCGGUUCAGAGGGCACCCUGGGGGUCAUUACUGCCGUGUCCAUCUUGUGUCCACCCAAGCCCAGGGCUGUGAACGUGGCUUUCCUUGGUUGCCCAGGCUUUGCUGAGGUUUUGCAGACUUUCAGCACUUGCAAGAGGAUGCUGGGGGAGAUCUUGUCGGCGUACGAGUUCAUGGAUGCUGAGUGCAUGCAGCUGGUCAGGCAGCACCUUCACCUCACCAGCCCAGUGCAAGAAAGUCCCUUCUAUGUCUUGGUCGAGACCUCAGGCUCCAGAAUGGAGCACGAUGACGAGAAGCUGAGCAGCUUCCUGGAACAUGCGUCGAGCUCCGGCCUGGUGACUGACGGGACCCUGGCCACCGAUCAGAGGAAAAUCAAGAUGCUGUGGGCCCUUCGGGAGAGGAUCACGGAGGCGCUGGGCCGGGACGGUUAUGUGUACAAGUAUGAUGUUUCUUUGCCCGUGGACAGGCUCUACGACCUUGUGACCGACCUGCGUGCCCGCCUUGGCUCAAAGGCCAAGCACGUGGUGGGCUAUGGCCACCUGGGGGAUGGCAACCUGCACCUCAACGUAACAGCAGAGGCCUUCAGCCAGUCACUGCUGGGUGACCUGGAGCCCUACGUGUACGAGUGGACAGCGGGGCAGCGGGGCAGCGUCAGUGCAGAGCACGGGGUCGGCUUCAAGAAGCAGAGUGUCCUUGGCUACAGCAAGCCGCCUGAGGCCCUGCAGCUCAUGCAGCAGCUCAAGGCUCUCCUGGAUCCACAGGGCAUCCUGAACCCCUACAAGACGUUGCCCACCCGGGCCUGA